AUGGAAGUGACAAUGAAUACAACAAGAGUGACUGAGUUUAUUCUAGUGGGCAUUCCUUUUCUGCAUCAUCUACACCGGAUUUUCUUUGUUAUUGGUUUAUUUGUCUACAUGGUAGUCAUCAUGGGGAAUGGAUUUAUCCUCGUCAUCGUGACCUUUGAGCCCAGACUUCAGACUCCCAUGUACAUCUUCUUAAGCAACCUGGCUCUUCUGGAGAUCUGCUACACCACAACUGUAGUACCCAAACUGCUUCAGACAUUUGUACAACCACGGACCAAAAUCUGCUUCCGCUGCUGCCUGGCCCAGAACUUUUUCUAUUUCACGUUCGGUGGUUCAGAACUUUUAGUCCUUACAGCAAUGUCUUUUGAUCGUUAUUUGGCCAUCUGCAAGCCCCUUCAGUAUCCAGUAAUCAUGACUAAGAAUGUCUGCAUUCACUUGUCCUUGGCCGCUUGGUACGUGUCAUUCGUCACUUUGUUUUUUCAGUGUUUUGUUUUUUGGCAGAUGCCUUUUUGUGGGUCCAAUGUUGUUGACAAUUUCUUUUGCGAUUCUGCUGCUAUGUUUGGCCUUGUAUGUACUGAUACUCGCAUCAGUGAGUUUGUCGGAUUUCUUUUUGCUGUCUUAAUGAUAGUUGUGACCCUGAUCUUCACCGUAGCAUCAUAUGCUUGUAUCAUCUCAACCGUAAUGCACAUUCCUUCAGCUCUUGGGCGCAAGAAGGCCUUUUCUACCUGUACAUCUCACCUAAUUGCGGUGUGCCUAUUGUAUGGGGCCCUGAUAGCUAUGUACGUGAGACCCAAUGUGCAUUCGUCUUCUCGCAUAACCAGGGUACUGGCAGUCUUGAAUACAGCCUUUAUCCCAAUGCUGAAUCCUUUCAUAUAUACAAUAAGGAAUUCAGAGGUCAGAAAUGUCAUUAGGAAUAUAAUACACAAGAAGAGACAGUUGCUGAACAAUGAUUUUUAA
Messenger RNA from Heteronotia binoei (common prickly gecko), 954 nucleotides. RefSeq names its product olfactory receptor 6X1-like. Gene Ontology annotation, biological process: G protein-coupled receptor signaling pathway. Gene Ontology annotation, molecular function: olfactory receptor activity; G protein-coupled receptor activity. The record is from RefSeq and is a predicted model, not a curated record. Gene Ontology annotation, cellular component: membrane. NCBI's taxonomy places the organism in Eukaryota, Metazoa, Chordata, Lepidosauria, Squamata, Gekkonidae. The coding region runs from base 1 to 954 and encodes 317 amino acids. The transcript has a single exon.